AUGCGAUUUGGGCCAAACAUGACAACCACAAACCAAAAAGGACUGGAAAGAAAGAAAAAAAACUUAUCAUCACCCCAUUUUAGCCUUCCUUGUUUCUACAUGACUAACUUCACUACACCCAUAAGUACCGGAAUCAUUCGCUUGUCGUUCAAGAAAAAUAAAAACGAAAAAGAGCCCAUCACAUCACAUGAGAGGACUAUUCAGAAGCCCAUGCCAAGUAGACGAGGCAAAGGCCCGGCCCGAAUCAAGUUCUGGCCCAUUUCCAUCCCCACUCACUCCCUGCCAUGUGAAACCCAACAAUCCCUUGUUGUCUGGCUUAAUCCCUCCUCCAAAUCCUCCAAACUGGUCUAA
This is a messenger RNA of Striga asiatica, 351 nucleotides long. The record is from the annotation of a GenBank genome assembly. Lineage: Eukaryota; Viridiplantae; Streptophyta; Magnoliopsida; Lamiales; Orobanchaceae.